This is a messenger RNA of Lathyrus oleraceus (garden pea), 462 nucleotides long. RefSeq names its product proline-rich receptor-like protein kinase PERK1. The coding region runs from base 1 to 462 and encodes 153 amino acids. NCBI's taxonomy places the organism in Eukaryota, Viridiplantae, Streptophyta, Magnoliopsida, Fabales, Fabaceae. The record is from RefSeq and is a predicted model, not a curated record. The transcript has a single exon.
AUGAACAACCGCGCCUCACCUUCAAAAACUCCACCGUCGAGUUCAUUCGGCCACCAUAACAAACUUCCACCAAUUGUAACCUCAAUGCACACUAGCGAACUACUUCCACCUUCUUCUCGAAGCCUUGCAUUUAGCAUUGAGAAUAAUAUGUUUACAUACGUGAAGUUGACACACGCAACAUAUAGCUUCUCUGAUGUUAACCUCCUUAGACAAGGUGGAUUUGGAUAUGUUCAUAGAGGUAUUCUCCCUGAUGGUAAAAAGUUGUUGUUAAACGGAGAAAAGGUGGAAGUGGACAAGGAGAACAUGAAUUUCAAGUUGAAGCGGAAACUCCUAGUCGUGUGUGUUCAUCAUAAGUAUUUUGUUUCUUUUGUUAGAUAUUGCAGCACCGAGUUUCAAAGGCUACUUGUUUAUAAUUUUACUCCCAGCAAUACAUUGGAAUUCCAUUUACAUGGAAAUGGAUGA